GGGAGAGAGGAGCGCGGGAGAGGGCGGUUCCCGUUCUACCGCGUAGCCGGAUGUUUGCCGAGCUUUGACAGGCGUGGCAGAGGGAGCAGUACCCGACCACGGUUUCUCUUCAGGUUCUGUGGAGUGAAGCUGUGGGGGACAGGCCUGCUCAUGGACCCGCUUUCAGAGUUGCAGGAUGACCUGACCUUGGAUGACACCAGCCAGGCCCUGAACCAGCUGAAGCUAGCCUCCAUUGAUGAGAAGAACUGGCCGUCGGAUGAAAUGCCUGACUUUCCCAAGUCAGAUGACUCCAAAAGCAGUUCCCCGGAACCUGUUACUCACCUGAAGUGGGAUGACCCUUACUACGACAUUGCCCGGCACCAGAUUGUGGAGGUGGCAGGAGAUGACAAGUAUGGGCGGAAGAUCAUUGUGUUUAGUGCCUGCCGAAUGCCCCCGAGCCACCAGCUGGACCACAGCAAACUCCUGGGGUACCUGAAGCGCACGUUGGACCAGUACGUGGAGAGCGACUACACGCUGCUCUACCUGCACCACGGCCUGACCAGCGACAACAAGCCCUCCCUCAGCUGGCUCCGGGAUGCCUACCGCGAGUUUGACCGCAAGUACAAGAAGAAUAUUAAGGCCCUGUACAUCGUGCACCCCACCAUGUUCAUCAAGACCCUGCUUAUCCUCUUUAAGCCCAUCAUUAGCUUCAAAUUUGGGCAGAAGAUCUUCUAUGUGAACUACCUGAGCGAGCUGAGCGAGCAUGUGAAGCUGGAGCAACUGGGGAUCCCUCGCCAAGUGCUCAAGUAUGACGACUUCCUCAAAUCCACACAGAAGAGUCCUGCCACGGCCCCCAAGCCCAUGCCACCACGGCCCCCUCUGCCCAACCAGCAGUUCGGGGUCUCGCUGCAGCACCUCCAGGAGAAGAACCCAGAGCAGGAGCCCAUUCCUCUUGUGCUCCGGGAGACCGUUGCCUACCUGCAGGCCCACGCUCUCACCACUGAGGGGAUUUUCCGGAGGUCAGCCAACACCCAAGUUGUACGGGAAGUACAGCAGAAGUACAACAUGGGGCUGCCAGUGGACUUCGACCAGUACAAUGAUUUGCACCUGCCGGCUGUCAUCCUCAAGACCUUCCUCCGGGAGCUUCCUGAGCCCCUGCUCACCUUUGACCUCUACCCCCACGUUGUGGGCUUCCUCAACAUUGAUGAGAGCCAGAGAGUGGAAGCGACGCUGCAGGUGCUCCGGACGCUGCCUGAGGAGAGCUACCAGGUGCUUCGUUUCCUCAUUGCCUUCCUGGUGCAGAUUUCUGCCCACUGUGACCAGAACAAGAUGACCAACACUAACCUGGCUGUUGUCUUUGGCCCUAACCUGCUGUGGGCCAAGGAUGCUGCCAUCACCCUCAAGGCCAUUAAUCCCAUCAACACGUUCACCAAGUUCCUUCUGGAUCACCAAGGGGAGUUGUUCCCCAGCCCUGACUCCAGGGGGCUCUGAGCCCUGCCCUGCUGCCCCUUCUUGGAGAGCCCCAACUGGGACUCUUCCUCCUGGCUUCAGCCUUAUCGGAGCUUGGGGCUCCUGCCCAUGAAGGGGCCGUGAGCCCCUGCGGGCUGGAAGCUGGGGCCAGCCAGCCGGGCAGCUCUUCCUCCCCUUCUGUCCAGCCCGCCUCGCCAGCCCUGGAGUCCUCGCUGUAACCACGAGACGUUUUUCUUCGCCUUAUACUUCUCACUGCCUCCUUGGAUCCCUGGCUCCUUGCCAGGCUCUGCAGACCUGGCCUUGGCUCUAACCGGCGGGGAAAAAGACUGGCCCCAGCAGCUGCUUCCCCACUUUCCCCUGCCUCUCUUUUCCUGGCAACUGCAGAUGCCUCUGUCAUGCCAGCUGGGCUGGUAGCUGGGGCUGGUCCCCUUCCUGGCUGCUGGGGGGUAAGCAGCUGAGCUGGGCUGGCUUGGGCCCGCCCUACCAACGCACCUCCCAGCCUCGGUGAAGGCCUGUGCGCAAAGCAUCUGCUGCUGUCCUCCCCUCUAAAGGUUCAGCCUUGGGUGUUGACACAGCUAAGGACUGGCAAGGCCAGAGGCUGCUUCCUACUUCUGCCUCCUUCUCUUGCACACAUCCUGGGUCAGCCCUUCUCAAGUGAUACUGCCCCCAGGAUGUUCCUGCCCCCUGGUUCUGCCAGGACUGGCAGCUUGGAUGAUAGGGCUGAGUCCCAGCAUCCAUCUGAAACAGACACUCCAUUCCUACCCAGAAGCCCCCUGUGUCUGGUCGGGCCAGUGACAAGCAGUCUCAGCCCUCCAUGCCUUGCCUCCCCUCCCUUCCCACUCUCGCAGAUCCUCAGCCUAAGCACUUGUAGGCGGGUCUGUGGUGGGGUCACACAGGUCCCUGCUCCGGCCAGAAGCGACUCAGUGCCUCAGGAUCUGUGGCUUCUUCCUCCAGCUAGUGACUCCUGGAGGGGCUGAGCAGAGACCUUGCUAAUUAAGUCAAGCCCUGCCACGGGAGUUCUAGCAAGGUCCCCCAGGGCCCUGUCGUCUUUAAGAAACCCUGGACCCCGAUCAUUGGUACUUCUCAUCCCAACUGUGUUCCUUAGAAUUACCCGCCUUCUUGGUGAACCCCGGGGACCCCACUUCCUGCAGUCUUGUCCCCUGGCAGCAGAGGGAAGUACCUGCACAGUGGCCCUGGCCCCCUAGCCUUGGCCCGAGUCUGUACCGUGGCGGCCCUCAUUGACCAGACCAGCCCCAUCUGUGUGGUGGGUGUGGCCUCAGUCUUGACCUCACUGGGCUCUCCCCCGAAGAUGCUAGCAUGUCAGGACUCCUGGGGGCCUGGAGUGGCUGCUGGUUCCUUGUCAGUCCCUGUGUCUCUGGCCCGAGCCGGGCUUCUGCUUUCUGCCCUCCUUUGUGUACCAGGUGUUACGCACAGCCCCAUUUACUGGGGAGCCUCAUAGAUCUCUGGUCUUUCUCCUGUCCCCUGUCCCACUGGUCUGUCCCCGGGGGGAGGGGAGAGUACUGUGAAUCAAGUGUUCACAUUCACACUUAAUGACUUCCUGGGCACCAAUCAUGUAUUUCACCUUUGCACUUUUUGUAUUUCAAUAAAAAAGGAGAUGGAAAACUGCC
Messenger RNA from Callorhinus ursinus (northern fur seal), 3077 nucleotides. RefSeq names its product Rho GTPase activating protein 1 (gene ARHGAP1). NCBI's taxonomy places the organism in Eukaryota, Metazoa, Chordata, Mammalia, Carnivora, Otariidae. The record is from RefSeq and is a predicted model, not a curated record. Gene Ontology annotation, cellular component: cytoplasm. Gene Ontology annotation, molecular function: GTPase activator activity. Gene Ontology annotation, biological process: negative regulation of endocytic recycling; small GTPase-mediated signal transduction.